This is a messenger RNA of Cavia porcellus (domestic guinea pig), 741 nucleotides long. RefSeq names its product GADD45G interacting protein 1 (gene Gadd45gip1). The coding region runs from base 39 to 722 and encodes 227 amino acids. NCBI's taxonomy places the organism in Eukaryota, Metazoa, Chordata, Mammalia, Rodentia, Caviidae. The record is from RefSeq and is a predicted model, not a curated record. Gene Ontology annotation, cellular component: nucleus; mitochondrion. The transcript has 2 exons.
CGCGGACGACCCGGCUGCCGAGAGGACCCUGGGGCAAGAUGGCGGCGCCCAUGCACCAGGUCCGCGGCCUGCUGAGGCUGGCGGCGACCCUACGCUCCGGCUCGCGCGGCUACCGAGCGCUGCCACCUCCACGCCGAUCGCCGGAGCCCUAUUGGCCGGACCCUGAGAACCCACUGACCCCACGCUGGCAGCUGGGUCCGCGCUACGCGGCCAAGCAGUUCGCACGGCAUGGCGCCGCCUCCAACGUGGACCCCGGCUCGUUGUGGCCGACGUCCGAGCAGCUGCGCGAGCUGGAGGCGGAGGAGCGAGAGUGGUACCCGAGCCUGGCGACCAUGCAGGAAUCACUGCGGGUCAAACAGCAAGCGGAAGAACAAAGGCGGCGAGAGAGGGAGCAGCUCAUCGCUGAGUGCAUGGCCAAGAUGCCACAGAUGAUUGAGAACUGGCGGCAGCAGCAGCGAGAGCGCUGGGAGAAGGUGCAGGCAGACAAGGAGCGCAGGGCACGCCUGCAGGCUGAGGCUCAGGAGCGCCUGGGCUACCAUGUGGACCCGAGGAGCACGCGCUUCCAGGAGCUGCUGCAGGACCUGGAGAAGCAACAGCGCAAGCGCCUCAAGGAGGAGAAGCAGAGGCAGAAGAAGGAGGCCCGGGCCGCAGCCAUGGCUGCCAGUGCUGCCCCGGACCCAGCAGCCUCUGGGGCAGCAGCCCCUGAGCUUGCCCUUCCCUAAUAAAGCCUGCUGUCCAGCA